Messenger RNA from Suricata suricatta (meerkat), 1476 nucleotides. It is a transcript of the gene SNCB, whose product is annotated as synuclein beta. Bases 464 to 868 code for a protein of 134 amino acids. Gene Ontology annotation, biological process: synaptic vesicle endocytosis; synapse organization; chemical synaptic transmission. Gene Ontology annotation, cellular component: axon terminus; neuronal cell body; cytoplasm. NCBI's taxonomy places the organism in Eukaryota, Metazoa, Chordata, Mammalia, Carnivora, Herpestidae. The record is from RefSeq and is a predicted model, not a curated record. Gene Ontology annotation, molecular function: cuprous ion binding. The transcript has 7 exons.
GCGCUGAGCUCAGAGCUGCCGCAGCGCCGGAGCGGGAGCCGGAGCCCGAGCGUGCGAGCGAGCAGGGCGCAAGGCGCGAUCCGUGGCUGGCGACGCACCCAACGCCAGGGCACUGCUGAGCCCCGGCUCAGGGCCCGCGGCCCGCUUGCUGCCGACCGACCUGGGCGCCUAGCGAGGCCCCGAUUCCCCAAUCCGCCUCGAGCCCACCUCGGCCCGGCCUAGCCGAGCCCCGGCGUCCGCCCGCCGCAGCCGCAGCCGCAGCCGCUGCUCCAUCCCAAGCCCGGGCUCAGCUUCCAGGCAGGCGCCUGGGCUUCGCGCUGAGCCCAGCACCCCGGGUCCUCGGGGCUGCAGGUUGCGGGGCCCCGGAUAACCGAGGCAGUGGCUCCUCCCGCGUCCCUGGGUUUCAAGGACGCUAGGACUCGUCGUGGCCCUGUGGCCUCACGCUGGGCAGGGGGCCGCCAGGAUGGACGUGUUCAUGAAGGGCCUGUCCAUGGCCAAGGAGGGCGUCGUGGCCGCCGCCGAGAAAACCAAGCAGGGGGUCACCGAGGCCGCGGAGAAGACUAAGGAGGGCGUCCUCUACGUCGGAAGCAAGACUCGAGAGGGGGUGGUACAAGGAGUGGCCUCAGUGGCUGAAAAAACCAAGGAGCAGGCGUCACAUCUGGGAGGAGCUGUGUUCUCCGGGGCUGGGAACAUUGCAGCAGCCACAGGCCUCGUGAAGAAGGAGGAAUUCCCCACUGAUCUGAAGCCAGAGGAAGUGGCCCAGGAAGCUGCUGAGGAGCCGCUGAUCGAGCCCCUGAUGGAGCCAGAAGGGGAGAAUUAUGAGGAACCACCCCAGGAGGAGUAUCAGGAGUAUGAGCCAGAGGCGUAAGGGCCCAGGACGGCCCCCCACCAGCAGCACAAUUUCCUCCUUGUCCCCUGCCCCAACCCCCAGAGCCAGGGCUGUCCUUCUACUCCUUUCCCCCAAAACACGAGAUCUUCCUUUGCUCCGAGGCGUCCCCUCGGAGCCUGUGUUGGUGUCUGUCCACCUGUCUGUCCUACCCGCCCGCAUCCAACCCUGGGGCGUGGACAGGGCCGGGGCUGUUGCCCCCACCUAUGUUGCCCCCUCCCCACCACAUCCCGUCCAACGUCUGCGCGGGUGUAGCAUGUUCUAUGUAUUUUUAAACGAAGAUCAGAAAGUGACGGCUCCCCCCACACACCCCCGACAGAGGCUCUCCGAGGGCCCCCCGGGCAGCCCCAGAGCCCUCCUCGCCAUCUCCCACAACGACCCCAAGAACCUUUUUUUUUUUUUAAACCAAAACCAGGAGCCAGGCUGUGCCAUGUCCCCUCCCUCAGCCGGCCCAGUCCGAACGUGGGCGUCGUGUGUCGUGAUUGUGGCAUGGAGAGUCCCCCAGCCCCCGUGUGAGCGUGUCCUGGGUGGGCGGGCCCGGGCGCCUCUCCCUUCGCGUGUCCACGAAUAAAGCCAAUCUGUCUAUAGCC